AUGAAGACCAGCAUCCUGCUCAUGCUCCUUGGGGGGUUGACCUGUGCUCUCCCUGUAACCAGGUAUCAAAAUGAUGAAUCUGAAAGUUCUAAAGAAUGGAAGGGUCAUUUGGCUCAAGUGUCAACACCAGCCUUGGAGAGCAGUGAGUCAUCAGAAGGAAGUCCAAUUAGCUCGGAGGAACAGGCAAAUGGAGACCCCAGUGACAGUGCUGAGUCAGAGGAGGACCCUGCCUCUGAUGAUCGUCACUAUGUCCACAGACCAGCCGGUGGCCUCUCUAGGAGUGCAGGAAAAGAAGGAGAUGAGAAAGAUGAUGAUGAAGAUGACAGUGGAGAUGACACCUUUGGGGACGACGACAAUGGCCCCAGGCCGGAAGAGAGACAAGAAAGAGGAAACUCCAGACUGGGAAGUGAUGAGGAUUCUGCUGACACCACCCGAUCCAGGGAAGAGGGAACCCCACAAGGGGACGACAGCACCCAAGAUGCCACCAGUGAGAGCAGGGACCUUGACAAGGAGGUGGACAGCAGGGGCGAGGGAGGUGACUCCACUGACAACAGCGAGAGUGAGGAGCACUGGGGGGGAGGCGGCAGUGACGGGGAGAGCAGCCACGGGGACGGCUCCGAGUUUGGUGACGAAGGCAUGCAGAGCGAUGACCCAGACGGCAGCAGGAGUGAGAGAGAAAGCUCCAGAAUGCACAGCGCUGGGGUCGCUUCCAGAGAAUCCAGAAGGAGCAGCGAGCGGACGAGCGCUCAGCACUCAGGCGUCAGCCCGUCGGGGGCCCAGCCCAGCAGGACAACGUUCAGAAAGUCCCACCUUUCUGAGGAAGACGACAGAGGCGAGCUUGACGGUGGCCACGCGAUGGAAGAAGCCCAGAGUGACUCCACAGAGAACGCGGGCUCCAAAGAACUGGCCCCCAGACAUUCCGGGGGGGACGGCGAGUACGACUCCCAGGAAGACAGGGAGGACAACCAGUCGCAGGAGGACAGUCACAGGUCACCAGAGCCCAGCAGCAGCAGCAGCGAGUCCAGCCAGGAGGCUGAGCCGCCAUCCGACGAGAACAGCAGUGAGUCCCAGGAACAGGCAGCCACCGAGUCCAGGGGAGACAACCCCGAUGACGCCGUGAGUCACACAGAGGAGCCUGGCGACAGUGACUCCAGCGACUCUAGCGAGGAGGGCGGCGCCACGACACCCUCCAGCUCCGAAAGCGAGUCCAGCGAGAGCCGGGCCUCCUCCGAGGAAAGCCCGGAGUCCACGGGGGACGAGGACAGCUCCAGCCAGGGCGACGAGGACAGCCGGUCUGCGGAGGGGCAGGACAGCGACUCUCGGGACAGCAGCAGAUCCAGGGACGACAGCGACUCCACCGAGAGCAGGUCAAGCAGCGAGGAGGACGGCCAGGCGAAAACCCCGGAGACAGAAAGCAGAAAGUUAACGGUGGACGCUUAUCACAACAAGCCCAUUGGGGACCAAGAUGACAACGACUGCCAAGACGGCUAUUAGCAUCAGCUUUUCCGGGAAGUGGCUCUCACAUCAGGGAGUCUCGGGGGGACUUGA
Lemur catta (Ring-tailed lemur) is the source of this 1548-nucleotide messenger RNA. RefSeq names its product dentin matrix acidic phosphoprotein 1 (gene DMP1). NCBI's taxonomy places the organism in Eukaryota, Metazoa, Chordata, Mammalia, Primates, Lemuridae. Gene Ontology annotation, biological process: extracellular matrix organization; ossification. Gene Ontology annotation, molecular function: extracellular matrix binding. Gene Ontology annotation, cellular component: extracellular matrix. Bases 1 to 1494 code for a protein of 497 amino acids. The transcript is spliced from 5 exons. The record is from RefSeq and is a predicted model, not a curated record.